AAAUGAUGUGAUGUAACUCAAGUGUUAUACUUGAAGAAAUACUUAGUUGAUAAAUUUUAUAAAUAAUUUUAGACAUAACACAGUUUCGCAUUAAAAUCGAACUGAAUAUGAAGCAAAUCUUAAGCUAUUUACUUAUUGUAGCAAUUACACAGUCUGCGAUAGCAGACAUCCACGUAGAGCCGUUACCAAAUGGAUUAAAUGGAACUGGGACUACAACAAGAUACUGGGACUGCUGUAAACCUUCUUGUGCUUGGGAUGGUAAUUUAAAUGAGACUUACGCUACAGUGCCGGUAAGAUCUUGCUCUGCUGAUGGCGAUACUACGAUUGGUGACAAUGAAAUGUCGGGUUGUGCAGAGAAUGGCACUGCUUUUAUGUGCAAUGAUCAACAGCCUUUAGAAUUAAAUGAAACGGUCACUUUAGGAUUUGUUGCAGCCUCCUUUACUGCCGGUGCAGACGUCUCCAAAUGUUGCACAUGUCUUGUAUUAUCGUUUAAAGACCAAAUUGUCGGGAAGCAAAUGAUAGUCCAAGUCACAAACACUGGAAGCGACUUAAACAAAAAUCACUUCGAUAUUGCAAUGCCCGGUGGUGGUGUUGGGAUUUUUAACGGGUGCUCCAGCCAAUGGAACUCCCCAGUUGACGGAUGGGGCGACCGAUAUGGAGGUGUUCACAGUAUCGAGGAGUGUGCUAACCUUCCUUCCCAACUUCAACCUGGUUGUAAAUGGAGGUUCCAGUGGUUUGGAGGAGCAGACAAUCCAGCUGUGGACUUUUAUGAAAUUAAAUGCCCCAAGGAGCUCAUCAAAAUAAGCAACUGUCAGUAAUUUAUCUAUAAAUUAUUAACUUAAUAUAUUCCAGUAUAUGUAUAUAGAUUAGUAUGUAAUAUAUUAUUGAUGGUCGUAGACAA
Molecule: messenger RNA, 901 nt
Organism: Anthonomus grandis grandis
Lineage: Eukaryota; Metazoa; Arthropoda; Insecta; Coleoptera; Curculionidae
Product: endoglucanase-like
Exons: 4
Coding region: 108-818 (236 amino acids)
Biological process (GO): carbohydrate metabolic process
Molecular function (GO): cellulase activity
Source: RefSeq, a predicted model, not a curated record